UUUAUUUGACGUGUAUUUUGACUUUUGUUUGAACACUGUCACCUCAGAACUUACUCAACAUAAAGAAAGCAUUGCAUUUCUGGAACAAAACCAAACCAAGUCAAAAACGCAACUAGCAUUACUAAAUAAAGAAAUUGAAGUUUUUCGUAAAGCCGCCCAGCAAUUUCGUACUGAAGCUGAAAAUUUAAAGCAAGAUUUAGAUCAAAAAAAUGCCCAGCUAAAGGACCAAUCUGCAAUGACGGUUGAAAUUAAACGACUUCGAUCCGAAAAUGACAAAUUAGGAAAACGAGUAAAAUCACUUGAGGUCUUAAAAGACCAAUUGGAAUUCAAAGUACAAGAAAGUGAUGCUACGAACGAUAUACGAGAAAACCAAAAAAAAGAAAUUUCUCGAUUGAAAAAAGAACUCGAAAAGAAAGACGAAUUAUGCAAUAAAAACCAAUCCUCCAAAGAAAUAUUAGAUGCCAAAGUUAAAAAACUUCAAAAAGAAGUUGAUAAUUUAAACGAGCUGUUGCUCGAAUAUAAAUCUGAAUCAAAUACACUAAGGGAUGAAAAAAAUGAGAAAGAUGCAAUUAUCGAGUCUUUAAAUCAACAAUUAGAAGAUUUAAGUCACCAAGCGACAAGUGCAGAUAAACUGAUGCAGGAUAUUAACGAGCUUAAAAUUCAAAUACAAGCGGCUCAUGAUGAAAAUAUAAAAAAACAGCGAGAAUGUAGUCAGCAUUCUAAAGCGUUGUGCAAGCUCAAGAGGCAAAAUGCCAGUAUCGAAGAUUUGAAACGUAAAAAUCUGGAUCUUCAAAAUAAACUACAAGAAGCUCACAAGCAAAUUUCAAACACGUGCAGCGAAAAUGACAUGUCUGGCAAAGUCGUACACGAAGAAAAUAAUAAUACUAGUCAACAUAUUAUUUUAUUGGUAAAAGAAAUACGAUCCUUGAAAGAUGAUAUAAAAAAAUUAGAAACACAGAAGAGGGCUUUACAAGACCUAGUAACAUCACAGCAAGUAGAGAUUUUACAACUACAAACAUCGAAAAAAUCAGACGCACUUGCACGCGUCAAU
Molecule: messenger RNA, 1051 nt
Organism: Racocetra fulgida
Lineage: Eukaryota; Fungi; Glomeromycota; Glomeromycetes; Diversisporales; Gigasporaceae
Source: the annotation of a GenBank genome assembly